ACUCUUACCCCUGAUGAUACUAAUGAUAAUAAUUUUCCUGCUGCUUCUGUUCUGGGAAAAUGAGAUAUAUGAGGAAGAAGUGGCAUCAACCAUAGAGCACCUGCAUGUGGACUACCCUCAGAAUGACAUUCCUGUAAGGUACUGCAACCACAUGAUCCUCCAAAGAAUCAUCAAGGAACCCGACAACAUCUGCAAAAAGGAGCAUGUCUUCAUCCAUGAGAGGCCUCAAAAAAUCAAUAAUGUUUGCACGUCCCCCAAGAAGAUGGCUUGCCUAAACCAUUCCACAAUUUUAUGCUUUCAGAGUGAAACAAGGUUCAAAAUGACAGUCUGUAAGCUCAUUGAAGGUAUCAAAUAUCCUGCCUGCAGGUACCACAUUUCCCCCAUAGAGGGGUUUAUUCUUGUCACUUGUGAUGACAUGAGGCCAGUUAAUUUCCGGAGAUAUAUUGAAUAACUUGAGACCAGCG
Hipposideros armiger (great roundleaf bat) is the source of this 464-nucleotide messenger RNA. It is a transcript of the gene RNASE12, whose product is annotated as ribonuclease A family member 12 (inactive). The transcript has a single exon. Gene Ontology annotation, biological process: defense response to Gram-positive bacterium. Gene Ontology annotation, molecular function: nucleic acid binding; RNA nuclease activity. The record is from RefSeq and is a predicted model, not a curated record. Lineage: Eukaryota; Metazoa; Chordata; Mammalia; Chiroptera; Hipposideridae. Bases 14 to 451 code for a protein of 145 amino acids.